Molecule: messenger RNA, 369 nt
Organism: Didymodactylos carnosus
Lineage: Eukaryota; Metazoa; Rotifera; Eurotatoria; Philodinida; Philodinidae
Source: the annotation of a GenBank genome assembly
AUGGCAACAUCCGGCUGGAAAGGGUUAAUAGAUUGGGAUUCAUCAACAUAUAAUGGUUUCAAUGGUUCGGCUUAUUACGCUGAUGAUUAUAUAUCAAUCAUUUAUAUGUUACUAUUGUCUCUUUGUACAAAAGAAGAAGAAGUUUCGUUAAAAGAAUGUACACGUUAUAGUGUUGCUGGGCGCUUAAUCGUGAAACGUCGAGAAUUUUUACGCUGUCAUCCUAAAGAAGUUAUUGAUCUUCUAUAUGAAAUUGAACGUGAACGUGUUAGUUUAAGAAAUAUAGAUAAUUUACAGAAUCGAUGUCAACAAAUAAUUGAAACAAUUAGGGGUGGCACAUUUUCUUUACUGAUGCGUUACUUUACUGAGUAA